CCUGAUGAAAAUAUCGACCUGAGAAUUGAAGUCCCCCACCACACAGCUGGACGAGUUACACAUAUGGAUGAAACAGUACACCAGAGGUGGAGGAGGGAGUUUUCUGGAACUGAUGAGGAAGGAGAUGUGUCUAUGGAGGAUGUUGGACUCGGAGAGGGAUCAUCAGCUGCAGUCAAUAGGUUCGCACCUUUUGCUUCUGAGCUGGACUGGAGGGUAGCCUGCUGGGCGAUUCGGGAUGGCAUAGGGCACAAGUCUUUUGACAGACUUAUGGCCAUACCUGGAGUG
Messenger RNA from Suillus discolor, 285 nucleotides. RefSeq lists its product as uncharacterized. The annotation marks the transcript as partial. Lineage: Eukaryota; Fungi; Basidiomycota; Agaricomycetes; Boletales; Suillaceae. The transcript has a single exon. The record is from RefSeq and is a predicted model, not a curated record.